This is a messenger RNA of Linum trigynum, 5403 nucleotides long. The record is from the annotation of a GenBank genome assembly. NCBI's taxonomy places the organism in Eukaryota, Viridiplantae, Streptophyta, Magnoliopsida, Malpighiales, Linaceae.
UCAUGGAUGCUUGAUAUUCAUCCAAUUUGAGCAACCCCAAUAAGUUCUCCAUAUCCACAUAUGGACACUAGUAUGUACUUCUUUGAUUUGAACUCGUUGUACAUUUAUUCUGCUGAAAACUACUGUCAAACAAUCAUUGCCCACCAACAGAGAGUACUAAAUCCUCCUACUGCAUACUUUCACCAAACCCAUUAACAAACUAAAAGCAGCAGCUGACUAAAUGCAACCGUCAUCAAUUCCUUCCUGCUGCGGGAAAAGAAAAUAUCUCGAUACAGAAUGAAGUAGAGAAAGUACACGAACUGCAGAAAAGUGAAGAGGCUGAAGAAGAGGACAAACUGAAUGAGAGAAGGAAGAUGGGUAAAGCUGCCAUACAGUGAAAUGACGGAAUCCAUGACUUUUAUCUUAUAUUUUUGUUUCAAUGCAAUGGAAGGAAAGGAAAUCGUGGGCGGUAUGCAAUUUGUCCAACACAAACCAAUCAAACGCCCUUCUUUAUAUGAAACCUCUAACAGCUUUAGCUGUUUCCUCGCAGCCUGCAGCAACUUGCUCCCUGCCAUCCCGUCUCUCUCUCUCUCUCUCUCUCUUCAUUUUUUCUAUCAUCUCUUCAAUCAAAAUGGUCGUUUGGAUGAUCGACUUAGAAGAUGAUUACUUUCUAAUUAGUCAUCGUAAAAUAACCAAAACUUUGAAGACAUUAAAGCAGUUCAUCAACUUUUCAGUGAAAUUCGCUGAGUUGGCUAUCGAUCUUGUAAGCAUGCAGAAUUCAUAUGUCCUCAUGUUUAGAAUGAGUUGGACUAAUCAUAACGUAGGAUGAAAAGAGGAUAUGUGUUAAUUUGGGCUUAAUUGCAAGUUUGGUCACUCGAAUUUAUUGGAGGCACUCGAGCCCACUCAGCCCUCGGCCCAGUCAUCGGCCCACACGGUUAGAAUGCCUCCAUGUGUAAAGGCAAAUUAUGUAUUCUGUGAAACCCUAGUAGCUAGAAGCAAAAGGUAUAAAUACUUGUGUAUGGCAGCCGGCCACAUUGAGUAAUCAUCAAUAAGAAUUCACAAACUGGAGAGGCAUUCCUCUCCCGUGGACUAGUCCCGUACCUACGGGGAUACCAUGUAAAUCGAUCUUGUUCUCUCUUUUCCGCACUACAAUCUCGAUAUUUUACAUGGUAUCAGAGCUGUGAACACGAUUCCAGCUUCGCAUUCAUGUCAGGAGAAGAUCAUUCCUCCUUCACCGGCGAAACGCCGCCGUCCAAGUCAAGUGGAUCGGGUGGUUCUGGCAGCCAUCUCGAUGCGCUCAGUCCUUUAUUCAUUCAUCAGUCCGAUAGUACCGGCCAUCUCCAUGUUAGCAGCCUUCUAACCCCCACAAAUUACAGCGAGUGGGCCUUGGAGAUGACCGAUGCCCUCGUCACAAAGCAUAAGCUCGGUUUUGUUGACGGCAGCACCCCUCGUCCAGCUGCUGGUGUUGCCGAGCUCGGUCAAUGGAUUCGUUGUGACGCUCUCGUGAAGGGAUGGCUGCGGACAGCCAUGGAUCCUGAAGUCCGCAGUAGCGUCAUGCACGCUAAGACAGCACAGGAGAUAUGGGAGGAUCUCCGUGAUCGUUUUAGCAAAGGGAACCUCACCCGGGUCUACGAGCUGCGUCGUCACAUCAGCCAUCUCCAGCAAGAGAAACAAACUGUGUCUGGGUUCUACACGCAGCUCAGGAAGAAUUGGGAGGAAACCCAAUCUAUUUUGCCGCCGCCGUUGUGUGCGUGCGGUCGCCGCAGCCGUGACCAGAAUGAGAGCUUGCGGCUCCUCGAUUUCCUUUUGGGCCUCGACGACUCCUUCGCUACGGUCCGCAGUCAGAUAUUGUCCAUGACCCCUGUGCCUACUCUUCCUGAGGCAUUUCGCAUCGUCCAUAAUGACGAACAGCAGCGCCUGUUGACCCAAAGCCGCAAGGUUGCUCCCGAGGCGGCCGCGUUUGCUUCCCGCAGCGAGCCGGAGAAACGUGGAGGCGAUCAGCGCGACCAGCGUGGCGGCCGCGAUGGUGGCUCCAGUGCUCGGGAUCGCUCCUCUAGUGAUCGUGACCGCGAUCGUCCCGUCUGCUCGCACUGCCAGAAAGUUGGGCACGUCCGAGAAACCUGCUACGAGUUGAUUGGGUGGCCGCCGCGUGAUAAAACUGGUGAUCGCGGCGAGCGUGGUGAGCGCGGGACGUCGCGCCGUGGUCGCGGUCGCGAAGGCAGUAGAAGCAGAGAGCCUCACGCAUCACAGGCCGCUGCCGACUCUUCACCCGCGUCGGGCUUCACUGCUCAACAAUUGGAUCAACUCAAACAGCUCUUUGGGCAUUCUUUUGUUGGGCCGAGUGAGCCCAUCAGUAACAUGGCGGGUACGUUCUCUUCCUCUUUUGAAUCCGAAUGGUUAAUCGACUCCGGCUGCAAUGAACACAUCACCAUGGAUGAUUCUGUUUUUUCUUCAUACGAAUCUGAUAUGCCUAGCGCUCCUGUUCGAAUUCCGGAUGGCUCGAGCAUCCCUGUUAAACGCAUUGGUUCUGUUAAGCUUGAUGCAGGUCUCAGCUUGGGGCGUGUGCUUCACGUUCCCGAAUUUCGCUGCAACUUAUUGUCAGUAAGUCGCUUAUGUCAAGAACAUAAUGUUGCUUUAAUAUUUCUGGGUGAUUUCUGCGUCAUACAGGACUUAGACUCGAAGAACGUGAUUGGGAAGGGGGAGAUCCGUGAGGGUCUUUACUAUCUUCGUCUGUUUGGUUGUCGUACAGCUCGCGCGCAUGCAGUUGUCAAGAAUGGAGUCAUUUCUGCAGGUCUUUGGCAUGCACGGCUCGGACAUCCUUCUCAGGCAAAGAUGGAGCUUCUUGGUCGCACCAUUCCUUUCUCCCACUCACCCCAUGCUGUUUGCCAUCCUUGUUCACGUGCUAAGCAAGUCCGCACUCCUUUCCCCAUUCGUUCCAUACGCACGACGGCCUGUUUUGAACUGUUACAUAUGGAUAUUUGGGGUGGUUAUCAGACUGCUUCUUUCAGUGGCGCUCAUUAUUUUUUGACUAUUGUUGAUGAUUUUAGUCGUGCUGUAUGGGUUUACCUACUUCGUUUUAAGUCUGAAGUUUGUCGGUAUGUUCAGAUGUUUUGUCAGCUUGUUGCUACCCAGUUUGGUUGCCAGGUUCGGCGUAUUCAAGCAGAUAACGGCUUGGAAUUUCAGUCUGCUGCUCUUCAGCGGUAUUAUGAGCAGCAUGGCAUUGUGCUUCAUACUUCGUGUACUGACACGCCUCAACAAAAUGGCGUGGUUGAGCGGAAGCAUCGUCAUCUCCUUGACACAGCUCGUGCCCUCCGUUUUCAGGCCUCCUUACCAAUUCGCUUCUGGGGCUGUAGACACCACAUUUUGUCCGGAACAUUCAUGCUAGUUAUAUAUAUACAUAAACAACUAAUUGUAGCAUCACAAUGAUAUUUGGGGAAGGAAGUUUGAAAUAAUUUGGUUAAGACUAGCAGUAGCAAGUCAAUAUGAACCCCGCUCAUAUACAAUCCAAGAAUCAAUUCGAAUGGACACGAGGAUAAGUACUAUUUUGAAGCUUAAUACGCUUUAGGUUUGGGUUUGAAUUUGAGCAUUGGUUUACAAUGCAUAGAAGAAAAGAACAAAUCAAUAAAUACAAAAAACAUACUUCGCCAUUUUAUUUCUUCCAUGAUACAUUUGAUCGGGAAUUACAUAGAUAACAAAGGAAAGAUAGUAAUUAAAUAUAUGCAAUUAAAAGACCACUCCUUUAUAAACCGUGGACCUGCAACAGAAGAGAAGAACUAGUCAGUUCUCAAACCCAUACACCAGGUCCACAAUUUAAGCCCAAACCAAAGUAGUUCAAGUCCAAGAAGUAUAAAGCCAGUUUCUUUUCAAGCCCAAACAUAAAUCAGAUCAGGCCCAACUCGGCCCAAACCCGACAGGCCCAACUCGGCCAACUGGUUCGAUCCAGAGACCAGCCCAACAAUCCGACCCAGACCAGUUUGGUCUAACCAAAUCCUAUCUACAACCGACCAGGCACACUCUUCAAAGUCAUAUUAAAAAAAAUUGGACGAAUCAAAUAGUGACAAGUGGCGGUUUGAUUUAGCUAUAAGUAGAGCUCUUCAGCUCUUGAUUUGGGGGGACGAAAAAAAGACAGAAUGAGAAAUUUCUAAACACACUGAUUUCUUCAUUACAACAGCAAACUCAGUCAAGAAAUCUCAGGGGAGCAGCAAUCAACGAAGUGUUCUUCGAGCAGAAAUCCCAACAAGGUUGGUGCUUUUAACUCUACUUCCAUGAUUCGCGAUUAAUUUCAUCUCAUCUAGCAUCGUUUUUACUCUAUCGUUGUAAUCGUCCAUCAACUUGCCUACUCAUAUUAAAACGAUUUACUUCGUGCAAACCCCUUUUCAUUCAAGCGCUCUAUUUAUUCAUACCAAGUUCACUCAUGUAAUUUCUUUUCGGAUUAAGAUGAGUUCAAAUAAGCGCCUCCAUGCUUUUACAUCAAUUUCUUAUUUAAGUUUUGUCGAUUGAUUAGAAUACUGACUAUAACAACUAACAGUAGAAAGUAAAGUAGACAAACUUUAAAGAACCAAAACCUUUUUCUCUUUCGUAUAUUGGGGGUUAUGAUAGGUGUGAUCCGGAUCCAAUAGGAUCACCCUACAUAAUUAUAUUUCAUAUUUCGAACUCCACUUUGGCAAAGUCACAAGCAGAGGCAGUGAUUUUUAGUUGCCAAAAUUAUCUAUUUUAGAGCAUAUUAAUUACUUCCCAGUUAUAGAAAAUUCAUUUUUUUUCUUUUCUUUGUCAUUUUUAGAAAAAUCUAGCAUCCCACGAGUUACUUCUAAAACUAUCCACCAAACCACCAAGCAUGAAAACAUUCGAGAUCAUCAAACGCACAUACAACAUAUUUUCGAACCACAGAUCUGUAGGCUAAAUCUAAACCGCACACAAUCCUUUCCAUUUUUUUUUUUCAGUUUAACCUCCCUAGUCAUACCAAAACCGAAGUUAGAAGAGCCUUACCCAGAUCUGGAUUUAUUUCUCAAACCUACAAAAAAGAACGAACUAAAUUAAUUAUUUUUGUUGAUAAUAAAAAUGAUAGAUUAACAUAUAUUAAGGAGCCGAAAUCCUACCUUUCUUUUUUUGGAGACGAAGAUCGUCAUCGGCAGGAUCUCGCCGCCGACCACAUCCUAAACACAAGAAAAUGAAAUAAAUAUUAGUCGAAUCCCAAAUAAAUCACCUAAAACGAAUUGAAAAGAUUUUGCAUGUCAAGAACCUUACCUAGUUCGUCUAUUUCCGAUCGAAAUAGGGAGGUUAUAGUCAUCCUUCUGCCUGAUUCCAAAGAGGAGUCUUUCCUCAUCUUCUGCCUUUUUCUUCCUCCUCACCGAAACCAAAACCCAGAAACCCUCGAUUCAAAGAGAAAAAGGAAAGGUCAGAAUCCCAUAAAAAAAACAAAAGUCC